AUGGGCAAGAUCAUCUUCUUCGAGGAUCGAAACUUCGGUGGCCGUCACCAUGAGUGCAUGAGUGACUGUGCCGACCUGCACUCCUACUUCAACCGCUGCCACUCCAUCAGAGUGGAGAGCGGCUGCUUCCAGAUCUACGACCGUCCCAACUUCAUGGGUAACCAGUUCUUCAUGAAGAGGGGCGAGUACUCUGACUACAUGCGCAUGAUGGGCAUGAGCGACUGUGUGAGGUCCUGCCGCAUGAUCCCCAUGCACGGCGGCUCCUACAGAAUGAGGAUCUAUGACCGCCACGACAUGAGCGGCAAGAUGACAGAGCUGAACGACGACUGCCCCAACGUCAUGGAUCGCUACAGCAUGUCCGACGUCCAGUCCUGCAACGUGAUGGACGGCCACUGGCUCAUGUACGAGCAGCCCAACUACAGGGGAAAGCACUACUACCUGAGGCCUGGCGAGUACAGGAGAUACAGCGACUGGGGAGGCAUGAGCCCCAGGGUCGGCUCCAUCAGACGUAUCAUGGACCUCUAAA
Messenger RNA from Clupea harengus (Atlantic herring), 526 nucleotides. Its product is annotated as gamma-crystallin M3-like. Gene Ontology annotation, biological process: lens development in camera-type eye; visual perception. The record is from RefSeq and is a predicted model, not a curated record. Lineage: Eukaryota; Metazoa; Chordata; Actinopteri; Clupeiformes; Clupeidae. Gene Ontology annotation, molecular function: structural constituent of eye lens.